Seminavis robusta is the source of this 1980-nucleotide messenger RNA. NCBI's taxonomy places the organism in Eukaryota, Bacillariophyta, Bacillariophyceae, Naviculales, Naviculaceae. The record is from the annotation of a GenBank genome assembly.
AUGUUUCGGAUUGCAGUGACAGUUUCAUUUCUUCUUUUGGGGAUCCAACCGAGCCGUGGCUUUUCUCGUUCCAUUACCAAUCUUGAAAGAAGAAGAAGAAGCUGUCCAGUCCCCAAAGAAUGCAAUGGCAAGGGUGACGAAGCCGUACUCCGCUGCAAGACGGUACUCUGUGUUGCACAGCAAGGAGCACAAGAACGACGAAAGGCUGAGAGUUUAGAGCGAGGACAUCAUCCCCUAAUGUCACUAAACUUGAACCUGGACUCGUUAGCGCAAGGCGGAGCUGCUCCAAGAGCCCAAGAACUUUUGGAACGGAUUCAAGCUCUUUAUCAGGAAGGAUAUUAUGCUGUCUCACCAGACGUGGUGUCUUAUAAUUCCGUGCUGAAUGCGUGGGUUAAACGAAACGAACCCCAGAAGGCUCUGGAGCUUUUAAAGAGCCUGGAAGCACAAAGAGACAGCCCAGUGGCUGAUGACAAGAAUAUCAUUGAAGCCGAUGUGAUCAGCUACAAUACAGUCAUCUAUGCCUUUGCCCAAAAUGGCCUCUACAAGGAAGCGGAAGCACUGCUACGUGAAAUGCAACAACACCCGGACGAAAACAUCCGACCGGACUCAAUCAGCUUCAAUUCCGUGCUGUACGCGUAUGCUCAGUCGAAAGAAACCGAUGCACCAGCCAAAGCGGAAGCAUUGUUGCGAGAAAUGAUGACUGAUGAGAACGAGGCUCAGGUGGAUACCGCCAGCUUCAACGUGGUCUUGCAUGCUUGGGCCAAUUGCAAGAAAGUAAAAGCGCCCCAUCGAGCGCAAGAACUCUUAGAACACAUGGAAACCCUGUCCGAGGCAGGAAACAGCCGUGUCAAGCCAGAUGUAUAUAGUUACACCACUGUCAUUCAGGCGUGGGUAUCGCAGAUGCGCCACCGCCAUCGUCGACGCGAGAAUAAAAGUCGAGGGAAUCACUUUGACAAAACCCAGAAGACACUGACACAACAGGGCGCAAACACAGCGGCUGCACCUGCUGCUUACAGGCUUUUGAAAAAAAUGGAAGAGCAGCAGCUACAACCAAAUCAGAUCACUUAUACCUCAGUCAUGAGUGCUCUGUGUUGGUCGGGACAGCCCGACGAAGCCCACAAACUGCUCCUGCACUUGCUAGAGAGGUUUCAGCAGCAACAAAACAUGGUGGGAGAAUCGACGUCGGCUGCUGCAAUGCUGGUCAAGCCCGACACAAUCGCUUUUUCGGCAGUUAUGGAUGGAUGGGUCAAGAACUCCAACCAUCACUCUCCCAAGGCAUUGCAACGUGUCAUGGAGUUGUUGGACCUCAUGAAACACUGGCAGAGCGAGGGCCAUGAUGACAUGGCUCCAAACAGCCGUACAUAUACCUCGGUAAUAUCAGCAUUGGCAAAGAGCCGCACGUGGGAUGCCUGCUUGAAGGCUAAGAGUAUCUUGAAAGAGAUUCCCGAGGGAGCAACGGUGAUCCACUACAAUGCAGUCUUGGAUGCAUAUGCAAAAAGCCCAAGAGCUGAUAAAGCUCGUCAUGCCAAGACGUUGCUGGGAGAGAUGAUGGCCAACCCAUCCGUUUCACCAGAUAUCAUUUCGUUCAACUCGGUAUUGAGCGCAUGCGCCGGGUCCUUUGGCGAUGCCGCUUUGAAGAAGGAAUCAUUGUCGAUUGCAGUAGCCGUCUUCAAGCACAUUUGUCAAUCUGAAGACUUGACAGCGACGGCAUACACAUUCUCUAUUAUGAUAAAAACCUUGCGAAAGCUGGUCUUUGAGGAGGCGGCACGUUAUGAUUUUGUGGGGAAGAUUUUUCAACUCUGUUGCAAAAAUGGACAAGUCAACGCGGGUGUGUGGCAGCAAGUCAAGAAGUCCAUUCCAAGCGAUGAAACUACCGAGCAUCUAUGGAAUACUCUUCUGGGAGAUGUUGUCUACCGCGAAGGCCUGCAGAUUGCUGACCUACCAGAUGAAUGGAAGAGCAAGGCAAAGCUCAAUUACUAG